UGGAGGCCGGAGAGAACCAAAAAGAAUAUCUUGAAGAUAUUAUGCGGAGGAUGAUUGUGUGGCCUUGGCUCGACGCUCCCGCCCUCUCUACUUCUCUUCGUUAUCUCUUGUUUCUUCUCUGAUUUUUCCAUCGCUCUCUCUCACUAUUCUUCUGCUUGCCACGCUCUUGUUGUGCGGAAUUGAAGAUCUGAAAUCGAGAAUGAAAGAAAUGUGAAAACAGAGGGAUUGAAGGUCCAUCUUCGUCGGUUCAAGUCGAAGCUGAAGAAUACAAUCGAGUAUCCCCUGAUUCUCAGCUGGAGUAGUUCGUAACCUCUCUCCACUGCUCGUUUCAGGCGUUCCGACUCGGCGUCGUUGAUUCCGUUCUAGUUCUUUCUAUCGUCCAUUCUUUUGCUUGCAUGAAUCGAUAAGAUUUUUUAUGUUCCCAUGCUUCGUUUUAAGAAUGGCUUCUGCUCCUUCCAUGUCAGUAUCUGUCCAAUGCGUGAACCUCUGUAAGCUAUCAAAAGGGGAUGGCUGUGGAAGAUAUGAGUGUAGCGUCCUCUCUUGUGCGUGGAAAGCUCCCAGGGUCUUGACUGGGUCACUCGCCAGCACAGCUCAUUCCCCUUAUUAUUCUUCUUCGCUGGAUGGGCGAAUUAGAAGAAGAAGCCGGACCAAAUCUUGUUACCAGAGAUUUGAAGCCCCAGAAUUUGGAGACCGGUACUUUCCAGAAGCUGCUGAGUUCACAUGUUCUGGAAAGUUAUGCAGAUCAAAUAUGCUUCACAUUUCUUACAGAAGAUGGCAAUUAUAUUGUUCUUCAUCCUUUUCUUCAGAACCCUCUGAUAUAAUUUCUCCUGAAUCACUGUGGGAGGACCUUGAACCAACUAUUUCAUAUCUUCCACCAAAAGAGAUGAAGUUGGUCCAUGAUGCUUUGAAGCUAGCUUUUGAGGCUCAUGAUGGUCAAAAAAGACGAAGUGGAGAACCCUUUAUUAUUCAUCCUGUUGAAGUUGCACGUAUUCUCGGAGAACUUGAAUUGGACUGGGAAUCCAUUGCUGCUGGAUUAUUACAUGACACAGUUGAAGACACAAAUGUUGUUACUUUUGAAAGAAUUGAGGAGGAGUUUGGUGCCACUGUACGCCAUAUUGUUGAAGGAGAGACUAAGGUAUCCAAACUGGGUAAACUUCAAUAUAAAAAUGAGAACAGUACAGCCCAGGAUGUAAAAGCUGAUGACCUGCAGCAGAUGUUUCUAGCCAUGACAGAAGAGGUUCGGGUAAUUAUUGUCAAACUAGCUGACAGGUUACAUAAUAUGCGUACACUUUCAUAUAUGCCUCCACAUAAGCAGUCCAGUAUUGCAUUGGAGACAUUGCAGGUUUUUGCCCCCCUGGCCAAGUUACUGGGAAUGUACCAAAUUAAGUCAGAACUGGAGAAUUUAUCUUUCAUGUACAUGAAUGCCCAUGAUUAUGCUAAUGUUAAGAGAAGAGUCGCUGACCUUUAUAAAGAGCAUGAAAAGGAACUCUUGGAGGCAAAGAGAAUUCUAACAAAGAAAAUUGAGGAUGAUCAGUUCUUGGAUCUUAUGACUGUAAAAACAGAAGUCCGCUCUGUAUGUAAGGAACUUUACAGUAUUUAUAAAGCUGUUCUGAAGUCCAAAGGUUCAAUAAAUGAGGUCAACCAAAUUGCACAGCUUCGUAUUAUCAUAAAACCAAAGCCAUGUAUUGGAGUAGGACCUUUAUGUAGUGCACAGCAGAUUUGCUAUCAUGUUCUUGGACUUGUCCAUGGAAUUUGGACCCCCAUACCUCGUGCUAUGAAAGACUACAUUGCAACCCCAAAACCUAAUGGUUAUCAAAGUCUUCACACAAUGGUGAUCCCCUUUCUGUAUGAGAGCAUGUUUCGGCUAGAAGUUCAGAUAAGAACUGAAGAGAUGGAUCUGAUAGCUGAGAGAGGCAUUGCCGCUCACUACAGUGGGAAAGUAUUUGUCACUGAUUUAGUUGGACAUGCCAUGCUCAAAGGAAGAAAUUCAAGAGGAAGAACAGUCUGUCUGAACAAUGCAAACAUUGCUCUCAGGAUUGGCUGGCUAAAUGCUAUUAGAGAAUGGCAAGAGGAGUUUGUUGGGAACAUGAGCUCUAGGGAGUUCGUUGACACAAUCACCAGAGAUUUGUUAGGAAGCUGUGUCUUUGUGUUCACUCCAAAAGGAGAGAUCAAAAACCUGCCUAAGGGAGCUACAGUGAUUGACUAUGCUUAUAUGAUACACACUGAAAUUGGCAACAAAAUGGUUGCUGCAAAGGUCAAUGGUAAUCUUGUCUCUCCUUUGCAUGUACUGGCUAAUGCUGAAGUUGUAGAGAUAAUUACAUAUAAUGCUCUUUCAAGCAAAUCUGCUUUCCGGAGGCAUCAGCAAUGGCUCCAACAUGCAAAAACUCGAAGUGCCAGACACAAGAUUAUAAAAUUCUUGAAAGAGCAAGCUGCAUUGUCUGCCAUUGAAAUAACAGCAGAUACUGUAAAUAACUUUGUGGCUGACGUUGAAGAUGAAAGUGAUUUAGAAGAGUUCUCAAAAUCUCCCAAGAAUACUGAACCAAUGUGGAAGAAGGUCCUUGUAGAUGUUCCAGAACUCUCUUAUUUGAAGAGAAGUAACGACGAUCCUCUCCACAUUCAUAAUGGUAAAGCUGGGGUUCUUAAGGUCAAUGGGAAGCAUAAUAAGAAUGUUCAGGAUAUGAGCUUGAAGGGCAAAGGAGAGGUUUUGUCUCAAGGAAAUGGUAUUGCAGAGUUGAUGCAUGCCAACAUUCCAAUGUAUAGGGAAGUCCUGCCUGGUUUGGAUAGCUGGAAAACGGGCAAAGUUGCCUCCUGGCACAACCUUGAAGGGCAUUCAAUACAAUGGUUCUGUGUAAUAUGCAUAGAUCGAAGAGGUAUGAUGGCAGAGGUUACAUCAGUGCUGACAGCUGUGGGUAUCUCUAUUUGUUCUUGUGUGGCAGAGAUUGACAGAAUAAGGGGAAUGGGUGUCAUGCUAUUUCACAUUCAAGGGAAUCUAGACAGUCUGGUAAAUGCUUGUUCCAGUGUUGACCUGAUCCUUGGCGUUCUUGGCUGGUCUACGGGUUGCAGUUGGCCAAGUUCAUCGGAGAACCAAAGAUUACUUGAAUGUUAAAACAUUCAACAAGGAGGAAUUUGUCCACCUGGAGGAAGUCCGACAAUUAUGUAUCAGAUUCCUGCUUUAUCCCAUGUUUCGCUUUUCCUCGAGGUUAAGAAUCCAGUGGAUUCCAUAUGUAGAUUUUGGUUAUUUGUAUUUAUUCCUUGGUUUCAUUAGUUUGUUCAAGGUUCAUACAGAAAUAACACAGCAACAGAUUGUUGAGCGAGGGGACUGUAUAUAAAGGAAAGAGUUAAAGGGACUUCGUGACCAUGUUGGGUUUGGCAUACUUGUAAAGCUUCUUUUUCUUGGAAAGAACCGAGACUGAAAUCUGUUAUAUGCAAUUGGCCGCAUAAAGCCUCUUCCCACUGAAUUCUGAUAUUGAUAUUGAGGUAGGUUUUUGUAUUUUAAUUCUUCA
Nelumbo nucifera (sacred lotus) is the source of this 3503-nucleotide messenger RNA. RefSeq names its product putative GTP diphosphokinase RSH1, chloroplastic. Lineage: Eukaryota; Viridiplantae; Streptophyta; Magnoliopsida; Proteales; Nelumbonaceae. The record is from RefSeq and is a predicted model, not a curated record. Gene Ontology annotation, biological process: guanosine tetraphosphate metabolic process.